AUGGGCUGCUGCGGCUACAUCUUCAACGCCAUCGCCGUGGGGCUCAUCGCCUACGCGGCGCACUACGGCUACAAGGAGGCGUCCAGUAAGCCCGACUACGGGCCGGCCUACGCGCUUCCCGACUGGUGGUGGAAGGCGCGGCUGCCCGACUCGGUCUCGCUCAUCGACGCGAGCGACGCGGAGGGGCUGAAGAAGGUGCUCUUCGGCGGCGACCCGUGGCUGCUGCAGUGCUACUCCGGGCUGCCCUUUGCCGGGCAGCACCUCCCACGCCCGUACCGUGUGCACCCCGCCUUCAAGGACGCGCUCGGCUCGAUGGGCGGCGGCGUGCGCGGCGGGCUCAUCGACUGCGAGGCGAGGCUGCCCUCGAACAAGAGCGUGGUGCAGAAGCUCGGCCUCGUUCGCCGCACCCAGCCCCUCCUCGUCCUCGCCAACGGCGGCGCCGCCCCGAAGCAGCUCCCCUCGUCGGCGGCCGCCUCGGCGCAGGCCAUCUCCGCGUGGGUGGCACCCAAGGCGGAGCCGCGCGUCCUCUCGAUUGGGACGCAAAAGACCUUCGCGGCGACGUGCGGCGGGAAGCGGCCCUGCCUCCUCGCCCACCUCGACGCCGACUCGGGCGUCCUUGAGGCGCUCUCCCGCCGCUUCCGCACGCUCGAGGCGCGCGUCUCGCUCCUCCUCCCGGACCCGGACGACCUCGCCGAGCGGGUGGCGGCCAAGAAGGCGGGCAACCAGAAGGCAGCGCGCCGCGCCGCCAACCCGCCCCGGCUGCUGCGCGGGUACGUGGGCGACGAGGACGUGCCGUCGCUGAGCGCCUUCGUGCAGGAGGCGCUGCGGGACGCCGGCUCGGCGGUGCGUCGGGACGGCACCGACGCUUUCAUGCGGACUCCGCUGCCGACGCUCUCGCGCAAGAAGCGGGCCGGCGACGGGGCCGGCAAGGCCGGCAAGGGAGAGGGCAAGGCCGGCAAGGCCGGCAAGGCCGGCAAGGCCAACGACAACGCCGAGGCCGACCUCAGCAUAGACAGACCGACGCAACACCAGAACACCGGUGCGAUGUCCAUGUCGUGCAAAAUUCGAAAAUGGGUCACGCGAUCGCAGAAGGUACCGAUAGCGUGCCCCGAAAACGGCGACACAUAG
Emiliania huxleyi CCMP1516 is the source of this 1128-nucleotide messenger RNA. RefSeq lists its product as hypothetical. Lineage: Eukaryota; Haptophyta; Isochrysidales; Noelaerhabdaceae. The transcript is spliced from 4 exons. The record is from RefSeq and is a predicted model, not a curated record. The coding region runs from base 1 to 1128 and encodes 375 amino acids.